AUGAACAGUGCUUGGAAUGAAUCAGCACAACACAACCUUGUGAUGCACAACAAACAGAACUGCUGGGAUGGAGAACAGUUAUGCCUUACUGAAGCCUGCAGCCUUUCAGUGUCAGCUACUCAUUCCUUGGCUUUCGACUCUGGACCAAGACUGAGUUGGAAGAAAUAUGGACACAACCUGGAUGCCAAAAACAUAAGGAGCACAACAUAUGGAUGUUUCAAAGACACCGACGUUACUCAGUGCUAGACUCCUUAAUAUGCUGUUAUUAAGCUGUUAUUAGCUCUGCCUUAACCGACCCUUCCAGUUUUAAUGGUAUGAACUGCUGAGAGUACCUAUCUAUAGCAACACUAACCCUUCAUUCGUAGGACGCAAGGGGCAGACGGAGCGACUCCGGGCAGGCAGUAUGCGUUGUGUCUCGCCUUUCCCCCCGUUUUAGGGAGCAGCUCUGCCUCUGUAUAGCCCCGAUAGCAGGCUAUGCCUAUCCCCAUCCCCAAAUAGCGGCGAUAGCAGGCAGUGCCCACCCGGAGUUUGCGUAACCGCCUUUCACCUCGGCCCCGCCGGCGCUGCCCCAGCCCCCUUCACCCCGCGGCAGCACCUGGGGCGGAGCGGACGGCCAGCACCAGCGGAGAGAAGGGGCGCGCAGGGCGGCUGCCAGGGAGGCGCUGCGCCCCGAGGCAGCGGUGACGGGUGCGCCGCGCCGCCGGCUCUGCCGGCGCUCCUGGCACAGCCGGGGAAAGGGACGAUCUCCGGAUUUCCACCUCUGCGACAGGGGGAAGGCAACCGGGAAGUUUUGCGGGAAGAGCGAGCCUGUGCGGGCUCGGACAUGAGAGGAAGACGCAGCCGCUUCUUCGCGGCAGCCCUUUCAAAAGUCAGUGUUAAAUGUGACACCCCGGCGAAAUGGGAGCGGGAGAAACUCCCCGCUUCCCACCCCUUGUGUCCCCCCCCCCCCCCGCCCUUUUCCAUGGAAACUCGUAAAAGGAGGAGGAGUAGAGUUUGCUACGGAAAAGUCUCACCUUGGUCUGAAACAGUUUCAAGCGUUUCUGCAGGAUCGGAGCUGCCCGGCUCGGGGGAGGGGAGGAGGCAGGCGGAGUGGGAGGGAGAUCUUUAGCUACCUUCAUGUAUAUAUUUUAUUUAUUUUCCGCUUGCUCUUAUUUUAUUCCAGCGGCACGUCUCAGCCCCUCCUCCCCCCUCCCUCUCCAGGUUGCUCGGCUGAAAUGAGGCUUUGCUUGCUGAUUCCUUCUCGGGCUUCAAACCAGAGCCCGGCCCCGCGCAGGCGGCAGCAGUUCGGGGCGCUUCGGCGCUGAAGCGCGCCGGAGCCGAGCAGGACACCGCGGAGUGGAGUGGGGCGGAGGCCCCGCGGAAACUUCGCUUGGAAAAUAGACCUCCGCCGCUUUCCUGGGGAUCCACGUGAGAACAGGAAAGCCCGGCUGCAAGAUCCCCGCGCUGUUGCCUGCUGCAGUUUUACUUUUUGUUUGCCUUGACUAUUUUUUUUUCUUCUGUUUGUUUGUUCUUGCUUUCAUUUCGGAACCGGUUCCCAGCUCCUUGGCUGAACUUCUGGAGACCAGUGGACCUUUUAUAUUGCCUUCCUCUGUUUUAAGCAAACUAUGGACGCUUAAACUUUUCUCUUUCCCCCUCCCCCUCGCUCCUUAACCCCCACCCAUCAGCUCAUGGGGCUAACGCUGCAAAGCAGCCGCAGCAGUGGGAGAAAUACACAGCCACUGACUUAUUUUCCCGUUUCCUAAAUUGCAGUUAGUUCUUCUCAUCGACCUUCUCAUCACUCAUUCUCUCCAGCUUUUUCGGCUGCCGGGUGUCUAUGUGUGCAUUGUUUUAUCUGAUCUCAAUUCUUUUGUUGUUGUUGAAAUGCCAUGCACUGCUUAUCUAGAGAGAAAGCUAUAUGGAGAUAGAGGCAUAUAGUGAAUGCGCGUGUGUUUCCAUAAGACUAUCAGGGGAGCAGAUCAGAAGCAGCCCGGAUCCUGACCCUGACUGUAUGAAUAAGUAAGCAGGAUGCUGACGACUGUGUGUUAGUUGCCUGUAAGGUUUUCGUAAGUUAAAAGGGGACGGAGAAGCGGGGGAACAGACCAGAGACAGAGCUUAGAGUAAGUGUUUGUGCAGGGGGGGGGGGGGGGGGGGGGAAGCGCUGACACUUUGCUCCCUCCUCCAGCAUAGCUGCUGCCUCCCAUCACUAGGGCUCCGCGGUUUGCUCUAGUGCACCCCACCCCUUCUCUCCCUUUUCUUUCUUUCCUUUUUUCUUUCUUUCUUUCUCUCCCCCCUCUCCCCGCGGUAGUUUGCUGAUGUGCAGCCCGGAUCCAUCUAUUGGCAGCAGCAGCGGGACCGGGGUCGGCGGGCGCGGAGCGGGACGCGAGCAGCGGCCGCCACCUCCUCCUCCUCCGCGGGAAGUUUGGCUGGGGUUUGGCAGAGGCGAAGGGGCGCCCUGACAGACAGGAUCUCCCGGCCUGAGUCCACCCCCCGCGCCCACCCAGCGACGUCUCCCGGGCGAGGUGGCUGGCUGGGGGCAGAGGGGCACCGGCGCUCAUGCUUCUCGCUGCGUGUUACACCCGUCUGACUGGGGCUACCUAAGCACCGUGUCUUCGAAGAGCCUCCAGCCGACGUGGACAGCUGAGCCGGCCGCCUAAUUCAUCUGCACCCUGCCUACCGCCUCUCUGCCCGAGGGAGGAUGAAAAUGCUUUGCUGGAGGAUGGCACUGUGGCUGGCCGGGUGGACUGUCUGUGGGAAGCCUUCCUCCUGUUUUGGCCUUGAUUAUGACUACACUUAUGAUUUCACUGAAGAGGAUAAAGCUGAGGGGAUAGAUUAUAAGGAUCCUUGCAAAGCCGCUGUCUUUUGGGGAGAUAUUGCCUUAGAUGAUGAAGACUUAAAAAUCUUUCAAAUUGACAGGACGAUUGAUCUUACGCAGCACUCCAACGAAAGACUUGGCCAUAACACAGGUGGCUUUGGAGAGCAUGGAAAGUCAAAAAAAAGAGGUGCCCUCUAUCAGCUUAUAGACAGGAUAAGAAGAUUUGGCUCUGGCUUUGAGCAAAAUAAUACAUCUAAAGGAAGAACUACUGUAAAAUUCUCAGGGAAAAAUGAGAAAAGCAGAUUUCCCAGAGCUGCUACAUCACGAACAGAAAGAAUAUGGCCAGGGGGUGUCAUUCCAUAUGUAAUAGGUGGAAAUUUCACUGGCACCCAGCGCGCCAUGUUCAAACAGGCUAUGCGGCACUGGGAAAAGUACACGUGUGUUACGUUUAUUGAACGAAGCGAUGAAGAAAGUUAUAUUGUAUUUACAUACAGACCGUGUGGGUGCUGUUCUUAUGUGGGUCGAAGGGGAAAUGGCCCUCAGGCUAUAUCUAUUGGCAAGAACUGUGAUAAAUUUGGUAUAGUUGUCCAUGAGUUGGGUCAUGUGAUAGGUUUUUGGCACGAACAUACACGACCAGACCGUGAUGACCAUGUCACCAUCAUUAGAGAAAACAUCCAGCCUGGUCAAGAAUACAACUUCUUGAAGAUGGAGCCUGGAGAGGUGAACUCCCUUGGGGAACCUUAUGACUUUGACAGCAUAAUGCACUAUGCCAGGAACACCUUCUCAAGGGGCAUGUUUCUGGAUACCAUUCUCCCUUCCCGUGAUGAUAAUGGUAUACGACCUGCCAUUGGCCAGCGUACUCGUCUAAGUAAAGGAGAUAUUGCACAGGCAAGAAAGCUGUAUAGAUGUCCAGCCUGUGGCGAAACACUGCAGGAAUCUACAGGCAACUUUUCUUCUCCAGGAUUUCCAAAUGGUUACCCUUCCUACACACACUGCAUAUGGAGAAUCUCUGUGACCCCAGGGGAGAAGAUUGUUUUAAACUUCACCACCAUGGACCUUUACAAGAGCAGUCUCUGUUGGUACGAUUAUAUUGAAGUAAGAGAUGGCUACUGGAGAAAAUCACCUCUGCUUGGCAGGUUUUGUGGUGACAAACUGCCAGAAGUUCUCGCAUCCUCGGACAGUAGGAUGUGGAUCGAGUUCCGCAGCAGCAGCAACUGGGUUGGGAAAGGUUUUGCAGCAAUCUAUGAAGCUAUCUGUGGAGGUGAAAUCCACAAAAAUGAAGGCCAGAUCCAGUCUCCCAAUUAUCCUGAUGACUACAGACCAAUGAAGGAAUGUGUGUGGAAAAUAACAGUAUCAGAAAACUACAAUGUUGGAUUAACCUUUCAAGCAUUUGAGAUUGAAAGACACGAUAACUGUGCAUAUGACUACUUGGAAAUUCGAGAUGGAACAAAUGAGAACAGUCCUUUAAUUGGUCACUUUUGUGGCUAUGACAAACCAGAAGACAUAAGAUCUACCUCUAAUACCCUGUGGAUGAAGUUUGUUUCUGAUGGAACUGUUAACAAAGCAGGGUUUGCAGCUAACUUUUUUAAAGAGGAAGAUGAAUGUGCCAAACCUGACAAUGGUGGCUGUGAGCAGCGCUGUGUAAAUACUCUGGGCAGUUACCAGUGCGCCUGUGAUCCUGGUUAUGAGCUUGGUCCUGACAAAAAGAGCUGUGAAGCUGCUUGUGGAGGACUCCUGACAAAGCUAAAUGGGACUAUAACCACACCAGGGUGGCCCAAAGAGUAUCCUCCAAACAAAAACUGUGUGUGGCAGGUGGUUGCCCCAACACAAUACCGAAUUUCAGUGAAGUUUGAGUUUUUUGAGUUAGAAGGGAAUGAAGUUUGCAAAUAUGAUUAUGUGGAGAUUCGUAGUGGCCUUUCUUCUGAUUCUAAACUACAUGGUAAAUUCUGCGGUACAGAAGUGCCUGAAGUUAUCACUUCUCAGUACAACAACAUGCGAAUUGAGUUCAGAUCUGACAACACGGUGUCAAAAAAAGGCUUCAAAGCACACUUCUUCUCAGACAAGGAUGAGUGUUCAAAGGACAAUGGUGGCUGCCAGCACGAGUGCAUCAACACGGUAGGAAGCUAUGUUUGCCAGUGCCGAAAUGGAUUUGUGCUACAUGAAAAUAAACAUGACUGCAAGGAGGCUGAGUGUGAACAGAAGAUCCAUAGUCCCAAUGGCAUCAUCACGAGUCCCAACUGGCCCGACAAGUAUCCCAGCAGAAAGGAGUGCACAUGGGAAAUCAGUGCCACCCCGGGGCAGAGGGUCAAGUUGACCUUUAAUGAAUUUGAGAUAGAACAACAUCAAGAAUGUGCUUAUGACCACUUGGAAGUGUUUGAUGGUGAAAGUGAAAAAGCACCAAUUCUGGGACGUUUAUGUGGCAAUAAGAUACCAGAUCCUCUUAUUGCUACUGGAAACAAAAUGUUUCUCCGCUUUGUUUCUGAUGCAUCGGUUCAAAGAAAAGGCUUCCAAGCAACACACUCUACAGAGUGUGGUGGUCGGCUGAAAGCUGAAACCAAACCCAAAGAUCUGUACUCACAUGCUCAGUUUGGCGAUAACAACUAUCCGGUUCAGGCAGACUGCGACUGGCUACUGGUGGCAGAGCGCAGCAAUCGAGUUGAGUUAAUGUUUCAGACGUUUGAGGUUGAAGAAGAGGCAGACUGUGGUUACGAUUAUGUGGAGCUCUUUGAUGGUCAUGAUAAGACAGCUGUGAGACUUGGUCGAUUUUGUGGAUCUGGGCCACCAGAAGAAAUCUAUUCAGCAGGAGAAGCUCUUUUACUUCACUUUCACACAGAUGAUACAAUCAACAAGAAAGGAUUUCAUAUACGAUACAGAAGUAUAAAAUAUCCAGACAGUGUGCACACCAAAAAAUAACACAAGAACCUCUAAGCCAGAAAAGGAGAGUGAGAAAGAAAGAACGCACAGUGAAAAGGAACAAAGGUGUGUCUUUUUUUUAAAACUGCAGUCAUUAGCACAGAUGUUUUAUAUGAGUUCAGUUGAAACGGCGACCAGAGACUGAACUAAAAUUGAAAAAGAAAAUCAGCUAUACCGGAGAAGUAGUCAAGAUGAUGAUGUGAAGGCUCCAUACUUGACUGUUGCUGCAAAGCUUGCGAAAGGACUUUGCAUGCAGGGAGAAUAGAAGAGCUUUUGUUCGUGGUUUGACGUUUGUCAUAGAUGCGUGCAGAUUCAAUCAGUUGAAUUCAGGGGAAGUGACCCUUCAGACCGUUCUUCCUUCUGACAAUUGUAUGGUGUCCAGGAAGAAAAAAAAAAAAGCUCUUUCAGGUCACACAAUCAAAAUACUGUCCUUAUAUCUAGUUGCUUUGACUUUAUAUCCUGCAUAUGGUGUGUACAAGGACUUGAAAGAAGAUAAGAAAUGGGAAGGUCUUCCUACAUUAUUCUGUAUUUUUUACAAAUUCAUCUGUCAUAUCAGGUUAACAGUGUUUUGAAACUGGAAAAUCCUACUUCUGAAACGUAACUGAUCUUUAGAGUAUUUUGUUUUACUAAUGGCUGAGAAGUCUGAACUGUUACAUCAGUCACUAGUUGACCAAUCGCUAGUUGACUGAAUUUGAACAGUGUAAGCAUCUAUAAAAUGUUUGGUUUACUAGUUAAGUAAGCUAUCUCUGAUGAUGUGCUCUUAUUUUGCACUGAACAUAGAAAGACUAAGAUUAAAACCUGUCCUGAAUCAAAAUCUGUAUCCAUGAGAAACAGAAAUAGUCAAGGAUCAUAUGAAACUCCUCCUACUGAAUUUGUUUUCAACAGUACAUUUGGAGCCACUACUAAGCUUUGUUUCUUUGGACCUCUUUUGUGAAUGAGCUAAUUAUCUGGUUUGGCUAUGCAGAAAUGAAGCUGCAGUGGUAUCCAAGAGGGAGGUUUCCCAAAGAGUUGUUUUUUUUCUCUGGGAGUAAGAGUAUCUGUGAUGGUGAAAAGAGCAAAUCAAAAUAACAGACCCAGGAUUUCUUUGUUAUUGAGUGAAUUCCUAUGGUGCUAUUCCAUGAACACUAAAAACAAACCCAAGAAGUUUUAGACUUUUGAGCCAACAGCUUGCAGAUCAUGAAUGUCUCACUAUGCCUGGCUGCAUCUGGAGAAGGAAGGUUUUACUGCUCCAACGGAGAGUGGGUUGCAACGGCAGCACUAGUCCUGUGGAACAACUACUACUAUUGCCUUAGAAUCCUUGCACACGGUCAGACAGAUCUUCCUGUAGAUACACCUCUAAUUUGAUAAAUAUGUUGACGACUUGGACAUCUUAGUGUACACUAACAAAAGGAUCCUCAAGUGAAAGCCCCAUCUGCAGAGCGAGAUCAUCUGCUGUAAAUACAGUGACCUGCUUUUGAUGUAGAGAUAUGUUACGUUUAGAACUGAGAUAUUCUAUGUGUUUAGGCCAGACAUGGCUUUAGUCAUAAUGUAUAUGCAUUAUGUAAGUAUUGUAUGAAUGAAUGCUCCAGGGGAGUGAAAGGUAUUGUAUGGGUGAAAAUGGAAUUGUUUCUUUAUGUGCCAAGUUCUGUCAGGACCCUGUUUGACUGUAGCAACUUUUCUUUAAAGGCUUCAUAGACAGAUAACGAGGACUUCUAGUUGGCAAGAAUCAAGUUUAAACGUAUUAUGUUUCACUUACGAGAAAUAUUAUUUUGAUAUCCUUUGAUGUAAGUUGCUACUCAGAUUAGCUUAGUUUCUGUUUCCUUACUAUGAACAUACAUUGGCACUAAUAAAUCUGACCUUUUUUAUAUAAAAAUAAAACCCAAAUGUCUAUAUAGGUGUCUUUGGUUGUUUUAACAGCACUGUUGCUGCUCGUUUAUUACCUUUUUCCUUCCCAGAAAGCGUAUGUGAGUGAAGUUCAAAACGUGAAUAAUUUGUGUAUUUUUGUAAUGCUGCUCCACUCUAUUUUUGUUUGGUUUAUUUUUCAGGGGUUUUACACAAGAAGUUAACUGCAAACAUUUUCUCCAAGGUCUUCUAAGACAAAAUUCAGGCAGAAAUAUUACUAUAGUUAAAAAGAAAAAAAGAAGUAUUCUGAAACUUGAUACAUAAUUUAUCAGCUGCAUGAAAUUCCAGUGCUCAAAUUUCUGAGAGGAAAAGCAGGCAGCAGCAGAAGCAGUGUCUCCCUGGCAUGGAUAAUCAACGGGAGUUGGGAAAGUCUGAGGCUGGGAGGAAGGGCAUGUUUCCAUGUAAUCUUUUUUCCACGUUUCUGCUUCAGUCUCCUCCUAAUAUUAUCUGCCAUUUGCUAAACAAAAUAUUUUAAGUCUCCCUUUUCUCUGCAUUUGACUUUUUAUUCCCCCCUAGGUUUGCUUUAACAAUCAUAGAGCUGAGCCAAGAUUUUUUAUUUUCUUGAAGGUGGUUGUUUUUGAUUCAUACAGGCUCCUGUAUAAAUCCUACUGCCCUAUGCUAAAUAUUGCAACUGGAGUAGUUGGUGAAGAAAGUUAGACAGGCCAAGAACACCAUAUAGUGUAUUUCCAAGGCUCUGUGAAAGGUGGUUCUCUGUGGUGAUAUCAAAAUAUUGCUUUUGAGCACACUACGUCAGGGAUUGUUUCAUAUGGAAUAUGUAGAAAUCAGAAGAGAGUUGCUUUAACUUUGAAUGCAAAGUUUGAUUUUAUUUCUCCAGUUGGUUAUUCCUUUGUUGAGCACAUAUGCUCGAGUGGUGAAAAUUAGAAAGGUGUUCUUAAUGUUUAUCUUGAUGAUAAAUGGACCACAUAGAUAAUUUCUUUGCAUUGUCCAUGAUCUUAGUUAAUGCCUCGUGGUGCUACCAGAUGCCACUAAAACUAUAGGUAUUUCCAAGUUCUAGGAGGUUUUUCCAGAUGUAGAGAAAAUGACAUAUUCAAUGAAGUCAUUUAAUAGCAGUAUGUCUUAUAAAUAGCCUGGCAAUAAGAAAAAAAUGCUUUCACAAUUUCAUCAGCAUAAAUGAUUUUUUCAAUGUGGGUUAUGCCAAGGAUAUCUUUGAAAUGGAGAAGUUUGUUCAUGACAUGAAGAUCUUGCCUGUCAAGUAGUCAACAAAACAUGACACAAAAUCCAGUGAGCUGGAGAUCCAGCUUUGAGACCUAGUUACAAUGCAUUUACUGGCAACACUCUUAGAAAGGUGAAGACGAUACUCAUUCUGCUUCCUAUUUGAGACAAACUUUCUUGACUGUGGGCAAGGUGCUGGAUUUAAAUUAAUUUUCCUGUAACAUGACAAACUUUUCUUUUGUGCUAAUAUUAUUUAAUGUGAAAUUCAACAUAAAUUAGCAUAAAUUGUUAAGGAAUAUAAGGAUCUCUGGAUAUAAUUAUGCUGGAUCUCUGUGGCUGACUGGCUAAUGAAGAGCUUAAGUCCGUAGCAUAGAAAGUUAUGUGAUCAAUACCAUGCUUAGAUAAGAGGGAAGAUAUGUUUGUGCACAUCAUUCCUUAAACAAAAAGAAAAGAGGAAAAAGAAAGGAAUAAAAAUCAUCAGUGAAAUUCACUUAAAAUGGCUGCCUUACAUAGGAGCUGCGAAGGUCUAGCUGGAAGGGGAUAAAGAAAGGUAGGUGCACACAGCAGAUACUCUGUUCUUUGCUGGCCCUUUGUUAUAAUUUGCAACAUAUUUGAGUAAUCUUGCCUGGCUCUGAGACCUAUGAAACAGUGAGUUGACCUAAGCAUGGGUAAGAGCCAGAUCAGGUCCUUAACGUGGUAUUGCAGCAUUAUGUUUUCAUUUAAAGCAGAUUGCUUUUGAACCCCAGAAAAAAAAAUCAGAUAAUUGAGUUUAAGCUUUAUCCACUUGGGAAUCAGUUAUGCAAUUUCACUAUGUUGCCAGGGGUGCAAGUGGCAAACUUCAUUUUUUAUAAUGGAGGAAAUUGUUGUUGACCUCACAGUUUGCGUGCUGUAUGAGCUCUAGGUGUGUGCUGCACCACCAUAGAGCGUGGUCACUGCUGAGGCACACUGAAACUUUCUUUUACAAUUAAAUGGUCCUGUUCUGCCAAAAUUUACAGAUCUCAGGGUUUAGGGACCUGGUAUGGGUAUGUAAUUUCAGGAAAGUAUUCAGACUUAAAAUAGUCCUGACCAGUAAUCAGAGGGGAAUUUUUCUUUGACUUCAGGUCUUAAACUGGGUCCAAAUGAAUAAUAGGAGGGGAGGGGUUUUAUCAUAUUAACAUAUGUGAUCAUACAGACUGGCACAGCCUUGUCUAAGGACUUGCUCAUAGUUUGAUUUUAUCAUUGAUUGUUAUGAUUCAAUUAGUAAUUGAUCAG
This is a messenger RNA of Pezoporus occidentalis (night parrot), 10009 nucleotides long. It is a transcript of the gene TLL1, whose product is annotated as tolloid like 1. The transcript has 23 exons. The record is from RefSeq and is a predicted model, not a curated record. Gene Ontology annotation, molecular function: metalloendopeptidase activity; calcium ion binding; zinc ion binding. Gene Ontology annotation, biological process: proteolysis. Bases 2675 to 5704 code for a protein of 1009 amino acids. Lineage: Eukaryota; Metazoa; Chordata; Aves; Psittaciformes; Psittacidae.